Lolium perenne is the source of this 2810-nucleotide messenger RNA. RefSeq names its product glucosamine inositolphosphorylceramide transferase 1. The record is from RefSeq and is a predicted model, not a curated record. Gene Ontology annotation, molecular function: glycosyltransferase activity. Lineage: Eukaryota; Viridiplantae; Streptophyta; Magnoliopsida; Poales; Poaceae. Gene Ontology annotation, cellular component: membrane.
GUCACACACGCAGACACCACACCACCUUCCCCUUCCCCUUCCCCCACACGCAGGCAGGACAGCUUACAGCGAAGCAGCAGCAGGCCAGCGCCGGCACAGCACACCACAAUCCUCGCGCUAAUCGCCCACUAAUCCUGCCCCAGCCCGGCCGCGCCUCCCUCCCAUUCCGCGCUUCGCACCAUUAAUUAAGCCAGCGCCCCUCCCUGCUCGCGCCGCGCGCGCCCGAGGAUCUCCGGCGUCGGAUCGGGAGGUCGAUGCCGGUGGCUGGCUACGCAUGGCCGGGCGGCGACCGAUGAGGCCGGUCGGCGGCAUGCGCGGGCUGCGGGCCUCGCCCGCGGUCUCCUUCCUGCUGGCGGCGGCCGCGGCGGCCGCGCUCGUCGGAGGGGCCUACUUCUGGCUGGUGGUCGCGUCCUUCCGCCUCCCCGACGCGCAGGCCCGCGGGUGCCUCCCCGACGGCGAGGGCUCCUGGGCCGUCGGGGUGUACUACGGGAACACCCCCUUCGACCUCCGCCCCAUCGAGCUGGAAGGGAGGAGCAGCGCCAACGGCUCCGCGUGGCCGGUGGCCAACCCCGUGCUCACCUGCGCGUCCGCCACCCACGCCGGCUACCCCAGCAACUUCGUCGCCGACCCCUUCCUCUACCUGCAGGGGGACACGCUAUUUCUCUUCUUUGAAACAAAAACAACAGCCACAAUGCAGGGCGAUAUUGGCGUCGCAAGAAGCUCCGAUCAAGGUGCAACAUGGGAAUUUCUUGGUAUUGCUCUAGAUGAGGCAUGGCACCUGUCCUACCCUUAUGUGUUCAAAUAUGAGAAUGAGAUCUAUAUGAUGCCAGAGGGGAACAAAAAGAAGGAGCUUCGACUUUAUCGUGCUACUAAAUUUCCUCUUGAAUGGACAUUGGAGAAGGUUCUCAUCAACAAACCGCUUGUUGAUGCCGCAUUAGUCCAAUAUGAGGGAAGCUGGUGGCUUUUCGCCUCGGAUUUUACACGGCAUGGAACUGAGAAGAAUGCAGAGCUUGAGAUUUGGUACAGUAGCUCUCCUCUUGGUCCUUGGACUGAGCACAAGCAGAACCCUAUUUACAAAGCUGACAAAAGUGUGGGAGCUCGAAAUGGUGGAAGGCUCUUCAUCUUUGAAGGGGUAUUGUAUCGUCCAGGUCAGGAUUGCAGCGGAACCUAUGGACGGAAGGUUAAGUUGUUCAAAGUCGAAAAGCUUACCAAGGAAGAAUACAAAGAGGUGCCAGUAAACCUUGGGAUUGAAGAGCCAAAGAAAGGGAGAAAUGCUUGGAAUGGCAUGAGGUACCAUCACUUGGACGUGCAGCAGCUCGACUCUGGUGGAUGGAUAGCUGUAAUGGAUGGUGAUCGUGUUCCUUCAGGUGAUUCGACUCGACGGUCUAUCUCUGGUUACAUGGGACUUUUCUUGGCAAUUCUUCUGGUCAUUUUUGUGGGUUUUGUGAAAGGUGCAGUCAACUGCUACAUUCCUCCAAGUUUCUGGGCGUCCCCGGCUAGGAGAAAUGAAUUAUCACGCAUCUUGCCUGUGCACCGCCUCAACCAGAAAGUCCGCAGAUUUUCUACCAGUUGUGGCAGAUAUGUCUCUUCUACCAAAGCAAGGCUGAACGAGAAAACAUGGUCCAACACGCUGUUCUUCUCUGUGAUUGCUCUGGUAGGGACUGUGAAUGUCUGCAUUGCUGUGCAUUUCUUGUGUAGUGGUAAUGGUGCUGAACAGGCAUAUACACAUCAGGGACAACACUCCCAGUUCACGAUGGUCACGAUGACAUAUGAAGCUCGGCUCUGGAACUUGAAACUAUUUGUGGAACAUUAUUCUAGAUGCGAGUCAGUCAGGGAGAUCGUCGUUGUCUGGAACAAAGGGAACCAUCCAACCAGUGAUGCCUUCGAUUCCACGGUGCCUGUCAGGAUACGGGUGGAAGAGCUCAACUCUCUCAACAACAGGUUCAGAGUCGACCCUCUGAUAAAGACCCGGGCAGUCCUGGAGCUGGACGACGAUAUCAUGAUGACGUGCAGCGACGUCGAGAAAGGGUUCAAGGUCUGGAGAGAACACCCAGAGCGCAUGGUCGGGUUCUACCCGCGGAUGAUCGACGGCGACCCUCCGCAGUACAGGAACGAGCGGUACGCCAGGGGCAAGAAGGGCUACAACCUGAUCCUCACGGGCGCCGCCUUCAUGGACAGCGCGUUCGCCUUCAAGAGGUACUGGAGCGAGGAGGCCAGGGAAGGGAGAGAGUAUGUGCACAAGAACUUCAACUGUGAGGAUCUGCUCAUGAACUUCAUGUACGCGAACGCGAGCUCCGGAGGCAGGACCGUGGAGUACGUCCACCCGGCGUGGGCCAUCGACACCUCCAAGUUCUCUUCGGUUGCCAUAAGCCGCGACACCCAGAAGCACUACGACGUCAGGACCAGCUGCCUCGCCAAGUUCACAUCCUUAUACGGCCCUCUCCCUCAGAAAUGGGAGUUCGGCAGGCGGGAAGAUGGCUGGGACAAGUAGUCUGGACAAGGGCCGGGAAAAUAGUGCACAGGCAGCCAACACUUGCAUAUUUUGGAACUUUUUCUUUUGUUGCUCCCUCCCUCCCAUGGGAAGUUUUGUAGCAUGGGAAGAAAUGUUAUUAUAACCUUUCUGGGUAGUAGUUUCUUGUUUGUCGAUUUACGUGUUAGAUCUGGCUAGAGAGAAACCUAGAGCGCUGUAGAUCAAACCUGUUCAAAGGGUGUCCGAGUCUCCAAAAAAUACUGUGAGGGUCGAUGUUCAACUUGUGAGGGUCUGACACUUCCUUUCUUUUGAUAUUUAUUAUUGAGCAGUGGUUUUCUAA